CAGGCAAGGGUACUGGAGUGGGGUGCCAUUGCCUUCUCCGUGACGGGGGUUGGUUGACGCCAAAAAAUAGUAUUUUUGGCCUCUGGGAGCAUGCUUAGCUUCACCGAGUCUGAAACAUGUCUCCAAACACUUGGGUGAUCAGCUGCAGAGAGCACUUGGCAGAAAUGCAAUCAUGGUCCCUUUAAACAGGGGGCGAAGCUCACCUGUAUGUGCCACUUCCCAAACUCCCCUCCUGGCCACCUUUGCAAGAAGCCCAGUCCCCGCUCUCUGGGGAAUCUAUGGGGACUACAUUACCCACAAUGUUCAGAGUCGAGCGGCAGCAAUGCUACCCAAUGAGAGCUUAGAAAGAGGAGGCCGCGUAACGUGAGGGAGGAACUUCCUGCUUCCUCCGCUUGGGGGCCAUGUUAGCUGUUCGCGGUUUUGUUUAACCGGUGUGAAAGGUUAGGGAAUUCUGGGCCAAUCCUGAGGUGACGGAAUUGAAGAAGUCCGAGAGAGAGUUUCUGUCCCCGCUGCACAGAGGCGGGUCUCAGGCUCGACGCCGCCGCCGGGGGUGCCCCAUCCCAGGCCUCGGAUCGGGACCGCCGCGCCCGUCUACUCUCUCCUGUCCUGGCCCCGCCCCGCCCCCCAGAGUCCGAUGGCAGCGGCAGCGGCAGCGGCGAAGAACCCGCUUCAGGUCAGUGUGACCUUUGAGGAUGUGGCUGUGUACUUCUCCUGGGAGGAAUGGGGUCUCCUUGAUGAUGCUCAGAGAUGCCUGUACCACAGCGUGAUGCUGGAAAACUUGUCACUUGUAAUCUCCUUGGGUUGUUGGCAUGGAGCAGAGGAUGAAGAGGCAACUUCUGAACAGAACAUUUCUGUACGUGGACUGUCACAGGUCAGGAUUCCCAAAGCAGGCAUGUUCUCCCAGAAGGCCCAUUUUUGUGAGCUAUGUGACCUGGACUUGGGAGACAUUUUGCACUUGACUGAGCAUCAGAAGCAGAAACUGUAUGAUAUUGGGGCAUGGGAGAAACACUUGUAUUUCAGUGUAAAACAUCAGCAUCGCAAGCAGCACAUUGAAGAGAAAUGCCUCAAAAGCAGGAUGGGCAAAGCCUCAUUUAUGAACAACUGCAGAUUUUUUGUGUUGGAGAAGUCAGUUUCCUGUGGGGAGUCCACACACACCAGGGAUAAGUCAAACAGGAGAACUGAGUGUGGAGCAGCCUUUCACAGGGGGAAAACUCGUUACAGCCCUGGAGAAUGCACUGAAGACUUCAGUUGCAGACAUAUACUUUCUCAGCACCAGAGAGUCCCCACUAGAGAAAAAUGCUACACGUGCAGUGAAUGUGGGAAAUCUUUUAGCAAAAGCUACAGCCUCAAUGACCAUUGGCGAGUUCAUACAGGAGAAAAGCCUUAUGAGUGUGGGGAAUGUGGGAAAUCCUUUAGACAGAGCUCUAGCCUCAUUCAGCAUCGGAGAGUUCACACUGGAGCAAGACCUCACGAGUGUGAUGAAUGUGGAAAAUUAUUUAGCAACAAAUCCAACCUCAUUAAACAUCGGAGAAUUCAUACUGGAGAAAGGCCGUAUGAGUGUAGUGAAUGUGGGAAAUCCUUUAGUGAAAGCUCUGCACUCCUUCAACACCGGAGUGUUCACACUGGAGAAAGGCCUUAUGAGUGCAGUGAAUGUGGAAAAUUCUUUACCUACCAUUCCAGUCUCAUAAAACACCAGAGAGUUCACUCUGGAUCAAGGCCCUAUGAGUGCAAUGAAUGUGGAAAAUCCUUUACCCAAAACUCUAGCCUCAUUGAACACCGCAGAGUUCAUAGUGGAGAAAGGCCUUACAAGUGCAGCGAAUGUGGGAAAUCUUUUAGCCAAAGCUCUGCACUUCUGCAGCAUCGGAGAGUUCACACUGGAGAAAGGCCUUAUGAGUGCAGUGAAUGUGGGAAAUUCUUUACUUACAGCUCCAGUCUCUUAAAACACCAGAGAGUUCACACGGGAUCAAGGCCUUAUGAGUGUAGUGAAUGUGGGAAAUCUUUUACUCAAAACUCCAGCCUCAUUAAACACAGGAGAAUUCAUACUGGAGAAAGGCCUUAUGAGUGUAGUGAAUGUGGGAAAUCUUUUAGCCAUAGCUCUAGCCUUAUUAAACACCGAAGAGUUCACACUGUUAAAGGCCUGAUAAGUGCAGUGAGUUUGGGAAAUCGUUUACUCAUAAGUCCAGCUUCAGUGACCACUACAAUGUUUACAUCGGAGAAACGCUUUGUGCGUAUUUGCAUGUGGGAAAUUAAUCUUUAGGCUCCUAAAACAGAAUAAUGUCACGUUGGAUGAACGCCUUGUGAGUAUGGCAGACAUGGGAAAUCAUGUAGCUUAAGUCUAGCUUCAGUAUGCUCCAGAGAAUUCAGUGGAGAAAGGCCUUAUAAGUUCAGCAAAUGUGAGAAAGCCUUCAGCUGAAGAACGUAUCUCACUGGAUACCACAAAUUUCAAAUGGGAUAACUACCUUCAAUGUGCAGGUAUAUAUGAUUUCUUUGUUGAGUGCAACAACACUGGAGGAGAGCCCUUAUGAAGAUGCCAUUUGCCUGUUUUGAACCUCAUUCAUCCAAACAUCCACUUAAUUUCAGGUAUGUGGGAACUGUGUUGCAGUUUUUAACCUGUCCAGAACCCGUGCCAGAUUGAUGUCACUGCCAGUUCUGUAGCAAAAAUCAUAUCACCCCUAACCACCAGGCAGAUUUCUAUUGUGUGCAGCAUUCACCCAGCCUAGUGUGUUCAGGGAAGGAAAGCCCAGUGCUGACCCAUUUGUGGGAUGAUUCAUGAGCAGCUUGAGCACUUAAGUCUUUGCCAGUUUUUUUCCCUCCGUGAGUUAAGACAUGGACCUUACCCAGUUUUGGCCUAAAGGACUCUGCUGGUGAUUUGAAAAGAUGGGCUACACUUUUCAAGGAUAUUAUUGGUUUCAUUAGACUCUAGUGAUGGGAUUUUCCAGCCUCCAAGACAUCAAACCGGGGAAGUCAGCCUUCCCUUGCUCUUGUUUGUAGAAUAGUAAAGGUCUUACUGUUUAAGCCACCAUUUAUCUUAGCAGUUCCUUCACUGUAUGGGGUGGUUUGUUGUUAAUUGGGUUUGCUAGCCUAAAGAAAUGAAAUGCUCUGGUGAGGAUCCCAAAUUGUGUGCCUCAGUGGAGACGGUAUGAUGGCAGAAUAUGCCUCUCCAAUUGUGGCCUAGGUUGUAUUGCUGCUCAAAGCCUUCAACAAAAAAUUGUAGGGCUUUUGGUCCUAAUUUAUAAAUUGUAUGCCAUGCUAUUUUUCAGGUUCAGAGUUCAAACUGAGGAAGGGGCUGUUUCUGAUUGCUGUGACUACUCUCAGUGCUUCUGAGAGCAACAUAAAUUUGUUCUCUUGUUCACAGGCGAUACUGCAUCUUGCUCAGCACUGUUGAAGGAAAUCUGUUCCCCAAGUUCUGCAGUGGAGCCCUGUGCCUUGAUGUCCUGAAUUCUGUAGAGUAACAUCACUGAUUUUAAGAUUAUAGAAACACUGGAUUAGUGAAGGAGACUGCAGCAUACUGAUUAGAAUGUGCGUCUUUCAAAAGGUCACUCAAAAUGUUUAGUCACUAUGGCUUUGGGGGAUAAGCAGGUAUGGAAAUUCUCAGGACUUCCGAAAUCUUUUAUCUGUAUAACUUAGGGCCUUGUCAAGGAAAAUAAUAUAAAGGUUUUGUGGAUUCCUCUGGCCUUUCUGGGCUGUUCACCUAAGGCCAUUGUUGUGCCUUAGAACAAGGAUAGAGAGGAGAGAGCUCCUUAGUCAGCUCUGUGAGAUUUGUGACCCAUCCAGUAUCCAUGUUGAAUGAAGUUUCCACUUCAAAAAUUGCUCACAAAAAUUGCUCACCUGUUUUUGCUGCCACUGAGGCAAGUACUGAACUUGUCCGUUGAGUCAGUAUGGUUGCCAAACCUGAUGUUCUAAAUGAGGAAAUCCUGUCUCUAUUUAAACUAUACAAUUUGGUGAUUUUUUACAUUUAUGUAAGUCCAUGAAACCAUCAAACAAUCAUGAUAGUUUCUGUCACCCCAUACUUACCUUGAAUCUCUUUGUCCUCCAAGCAGCCAUUAAUUUGCUUUUCAUUAUAACAGAUUAGUUUGUAUUUUCUAGAAUUUUAUAUAAUUGAAAUCAUGAAGUGUUUAGUCUUUUUUUUUUCCUUUGGGUACCCUUAUAUGACAUGUUUAUUUUGCAAUUCAUCAGUGGUGCUUAUAUGAGUAGUUCUUUUAUAUUAUUGAGAAUUAUGUUCUAUCACUGUACCACAAUUUAUUUAUUCAUCUGUUUAUGGAUAUUAUUUCUAGUUUUGGCUGUUACAAAUAAAAGCCAUAUAGAAAUUGGAUAUAGUU
Molecule: messenger RNA, 4319 nt
Organism: Cervus elaphus (red deer)
Lineage: Eukaryota; Metazoa; Chordata; Mammalia; Artiodactyla; Cervidae
Product: zinc finger protein 154-like
Biological process (GO): regulation of transcription by RNA polymerase II
Molecular function (GO): DNA-binding transcription factor activity; RNA polymerase II cis-regulatory region sequence-specific DNA binding
Source: RefSeq, a predicted model, not a curated record